Messenger RNA from Populus nigra (black poplar), 3416 nucleotides. RefSeq names its product probable receptor-like protein kinase At5g59700. The transcript has 2 exons. The record is from RefSeq and is a predicted model, not a curated record. Lineage: Eukaryota; Viridiplantae; Streptophyta; Magnoliopsida; Malpighiales; Salicaceae. Gene Ontology annotation, cellular component: plasmodesma; plasma membrane. Gene Ontology annotation, biological process: protein autophosphorylation. Gene Ontology annotation, molecular function: ATP binding; transmembrane receptor protein tyrosine kinase activity. The coding region runs from base 627 to 3089 and encodes 820 amino acids.
ACUAACAUUAGCUGUCUUCCUCAUUUCUCCUUUUAUACAUCUUGUCUACUUCUUCCAACCACUCUAACUCUCUCACCCACUCUAUCAACUUUUCUUUUAGUUCUUUUUUCCUUCUUUCCUUUUAGUUCUAUGAAUUUGUCAAAACGAACGUUUGCUAAAUGAAAAAACAAACGUUUCUUUUUGGGCUGCGUUCAAAUUAGUUAAAUGAUGCUGAACUGCAACGUGUUGCUGCAUAACAUGUCACCUCUGUUUACAAGUUGAGGAAGCCAAUUAUAUGACUGGGGAUUUUUGUAGCUUUUCAAGUAUCUGGUUUGGUGUUUGUUAAAUCUCGAAGGUAUCAAACAACAUCCCUGUCACACUUUUGUUCCUGUAAUCGUCCCAGGUUUGUCACUUCUGUUUUCAAUUCUUUCACGAUCAGCAUUAAAGUGUCAGCUUUGGUUGUGAUAUUGGAACCUUUUCUUUUCUUUCCCAUUCCUGUUUCUAUAAUAGUCUCAGUUCUGCCAUUUUUGUUAUUUUCAUCUCAGCUUUGACUGUUCUUUUGUUACCAAUCCAGCUUCAAAAGUUCUAUUGAGUUUGUUAAUCUGAUUUUUUCUCCAAGUUCUUAUCUUUCUCCGUGGUUCUUAAUCAUGGUGAAUAUCUACAGUUGUGAAUUGCUCAUCUUGAUUGGUUCAAUUCUGUGUCUAGUAUGUGUUUCAUUAGAAUAUGUUCCCGAAGAUAACUAUUUGAUAGAUUGUGGAUCCUCUACAAAUAGUUCAGUAGGGGAUCGUGUAUUUGUAGCUGAUCAAUCCUAUUCCGAUGUCCUUUCAACCCCACACAGUAUUUCUGCCAAUACGAGUUCAGAUUCCACCUCUUCAACAUAUGAUUCUGCUCUUUAUCAAACUGCAAAAAUAUUCAAUGAGAGCUCUCAUUACACCUUUCCAAUCAAGAAACCCGGGCGACACUGGAUCCGCCUCCAUUUCUUUCCCUUUGUGUAUAGAAACUACAAUUUGAGCAUGGCAAAGUUCUCCGUCUCUGCUCAAAACUUCACACUUAUUAAAGAAUAUCGGUUAGAGUCUCCUCCCAUUGUGAAGGAAUACUCUGUCAAUGUAACGUCUGGCAAUCUCGUUCUCACCUUUACUCCCUCUGUCAAUUCAUUUGCCUUUAUUAAUGCAUUAGAAGUUUUUUCACUCCCUGACGAGCUGAUUCCUGCGGGUGCUAGGACCAUUAGUAGUAUCCAAGGUAACUACAAAAAUCUGUGGAAGCAAGCAUUAGAGACAGUCGAGAGGGUUAAUAUGGGCAACCAAACCGUGUUUCCCCAAAAUGAUACCUUGUGGCGACUUUGGGUUUCUGAUAAUGAAUAUCUGAUACAUAAUAAUCUAGUAACGUUCGUGUCUAAUGUCACAGCGGUCAAUUUCACUGGAGGAGGGCCGACUGAGAAUAUUGCUCCCUCUUUGGUCUAUGGAACUGCUACUAGAUUGAACUCAGACUCUGAUCCUAAUAUCAAUGCCAAUGUGACAUGGCUUUUUGAUGUUGAUCCUGGUUUUGAGUAUCUGGUUCGUUUCCACUUUUGUGAUAUAUUAAGCAUUCCUCAUCCUAAGCUGUACUUCAAUGUGUAUAUUGGUUCUUGGCUAGUUUAUCAAAAUCUUGAUCUUCUCAAACUCACAUUCUCCUUGGGUGCUCCGUAUUUUAUGGACGUCAUCACCAGAGCAAGUGACACUCGACUGUUAAAUGUAAGUGUUGGCCCUUCUAAUGUAGGUAUCCCUUACCCAAAUGCCAUUCUUAAUGGGCUGGAGAUCAUGAAAAUAAGCAAUUCCGAGGAUAGCCUCGAUGUCUUAGACUCUAUAUCCUCAAGAAGUUCGGAGGUGAAAGUCAUUAUUGUUGUAGGCUUGACCGUUGGAUUGUUUCUCGUUGUUGUUUUGGCUUUUGUUCUGUUUCUGCUGUGUCGAAGAAGGAAAUUAGACCACGCUGACCCCUUGAAAUCAGAAGGCCAUUUUCCCACGAGUGGAGGAGGUAACAAUCGAUACUUCAACGGUGCUAACAUCUUUUCCACCUCAAAAUUCGGGUACCGCUUCCCUUUCAUGGUUAUCCAAGAAGCUACAGAUAACUUCACUGAGAGUUUGGUUCUUGGGGUUGGUGGCUUUGGAAAGGUUUACAGAGGAGUUCUGAGAGAUGAGACAAUGGUGGCAGUGAAGAGGGGAACUUCACAAUCACAAGGCAUUGCAGAAUUCCGGACUGAGAUUGAAAUGUUAUCUCAGUUCCGGCACCGGCAUCUGGUCUCUUUGAUUGGAUACUGUGAUGAAAGGGAUGAGAUGAUCAUAAUAUAUGAGUUCAUGGAAAAUGGGACUCUGAAGGACCAUCUGUAUGGCUCAAAUCAUCCCAGCCUGAGCUGGAGACAGAGGCUUGAGAUAUGCACUGGAGCAGCUAAAGGACUUCACUAUCUCCAUACUGGCUCUACAAGGGCUAUCAUUCACCGCGAUGUCAAGUCUGCAAACAUACUACUAGAUGAGAAUUUCAUGGCCAAGGUUGCUGAUUUUGGGCUUUCUAAGACUGGUCCUGAAAUAGAUCAGUCGCAUGUUAGCACAGCAGUCAAGGGAAGCUUCGGAUAUCUCGAUCCAGAGUACUUGAUAAGGCAGCAACUGACGGAGAAAUCAGAUGUUUACUCAUUUGGAGUCGUCAUGUUUGAAGUUGUUUGUGGGAGACCCGUUAUCGAUCCAUCAGUUUCAAGAGAAAGGGUUAACUUAGUUGACUGGGCAUUGAAGUCUAUAAGGGGAGGAAAAUUGGAGGAAAUUGUAGACCCUCGUCUUGAAGGUCAAAUUAAGCCAGAUUCAUUGAAGAAGUUUGUUGAGAUAGCUGAGAAGUGCUUGGCAGAGUGUGGUGUUGAUAGACCUUCAAUGGGAGAUGUCUUGUGGAAUCUGGAGUGUUCUCUCCAACUCCAGGGUAAUGAAGAGAGAUCAAGCAACAAUUGUCAGAUUCCGACACAAUUUAAUCGUGGAAAUAACUUUGAGACCAGAGUAUCCGCUAGAGAAUUCAGCCUGGGAGGCGGAGAUGACCUUGAUGGUGUUUCAAUGAGUAAAGUCUUUGCCCAAAUGGUUAGAGAGGAAAUGAGGUAGACUGCAGGGAAGCCAUGGACUCGAACCUGUAGAAAAAAGGAUCCAUUUCUUGCAGAAAGUCAGGCUUAGAAGAAUAUACCGUACAGGAAGUGUGGAUUAAAACCUGUUGCAAGUAGACUGGUACAUUUUUGAAAAUCAAGUAGCUUGAUUUUGUAUGUUGUCAAGGGAGUAAAUGCAUAGCGCAUUCCAUUAUUCCACCUGUGUCUUUGAUUUCAUUACUCUCUCUUUCUUGGAUGUUGAAUGUUCUUCAUUGACCGAGGGCUUUCUCUCAUGAUUUGUAAUAAUCUUGUUUUCUACACCAAUUUAGUGCUUGAUCUCUUGCUUCCA